AUGGCCCGUCCUUGCUCGUCCCUGCUUCUUGGAGCGGUCGCGGUGGCGCUAGUCCUUGCCGCUGCGCCGUCGGCGCUCGCCGGCGACCCCGACUACCUCCAGGACCUCUGCGUCACCGACCUCAACUCCGAUGCCAAACUGAAUGCAGGAUUUGCACAGUUGGCUGGGCACUGUCGCAUUGAACAUUGA
This is a messenger RNA of Miscanthus lutarioriparius, 189 nucleotides long. The record is from the annotation of a GenBank genome assembly. Lineage: Eukaryota; Viridiplantae; Streptophyta; Magnoliopsida; Poales; Poaceae.